CGGAUCACAUCGCCGGAAGCAGGUUCAUAUCCCUACGCGAUAUAAUCCAUUUUGUUUGGAGGGAGAAGCCUGAGCGAAAAAGCCAGACGGUGAAAAUUUCCCCAACAUUUUGUCCAGGAUUCUCAGCCCGAAGGAACAAGUCAGGCUACUACUGUGAGUAGUAUAUACCGAGUGUUGUGAAACACAGUUGUGAGGAGGAGGAGGAGGGUGACACGUGAUUGUGUCCCCCAGGCUGAGAUUCCAGAAGGAGGAUAUAGUAUGCGGAGUGAGCCCCCACAACACCCCGGCAUGGAUCGGGACCCUGGGUAUGGCCAACGGCACACUCCCUUCUACUCCCAGCCUGACAUCAGGAUAUACGAGCUAAACAAGAGGCUUCAGCAGAGGACAGAGGAGAAUCUCAGAGAGGACAGUGACAACUUGUGGUGGGACGCUUUUGCAACAGAAUUCUUUGAGGAUGACGCGACGUUAACGUUGUCCUUCUGUUUGGAGGAUGGACCAAAGAGAUACAUCGCCCCCAGUAGCCCCCCAUUUCUUCAGGGGUGGCACUUUGAGGACGAGGGAGGCAUAAAGCAGUACACAAUCGGUAGGACGCUGAUCCCGCGGUACUUCAGAACGAUAUUUGAGGGGGGCGUGACGGACCUGUACUUCACCCUGAAGCACCCCAAAGAGUCUUUCCACAACACCUUCAUCACCCUGGACUGUGAGAACACCACCAUGACCACUCAUCAUGGCAAACCCACCUUUACAAAGGUGUGUACAGAUGGGAGGCUGAUGCUGGAGUUCACCUACGAUGACCUGAUGAGAAUUAAGAACUGGCACUUCGCCAUCAGACAGCACACAGAGAUGAUCCCUCGCAGUGUUAUAGCCAUGCACGACCCUGCCAUGUUGGAACAGCUGUCCAAGAACAUCACACGACAAGGUCUCACCAGCUUCACACUCAACUAUCUCAGGCUGUGUGUGAUCCUGGAGCCCAUGCAGGAGCUGAUGUCGCGGCACAAGGCGUACGGUCUGAACCCCCGCGACUGUCUGAAGACAACCCUGUUCCAGAAGUGGCAGCGCAUGGUCGCACCUCCAGCAAACACAGAACGUCCUCCCAGCAAGCGGAGAAAGCGGAAGGCUUCCCAGAGCGGCCAGGGCGGCGGCAACAGCAGUAAUAACCAGUCAGGGGGAGGGGGAUCCAAGAAGAAGUUCCCUACAGCAGGGCGCAAGCGAUCUGCAGAAAGCGACCUGGUCCUUCCUUUGGACGAGGACGUGAUGGUAGUGGGAGAGCCUUCUCUGAUGGGGGGAGAGUUCGGGGACGAGGACGAGCGGCUCAUCACCAGGCUGGAGAACACGCAGUUCGACGCGGCAAACGGGAUCGGGGACGACGAGUUCGGCGGCUCCCCCGCGGUCAACAACAGCUCGUGGGGGAACCCACCGACGUCCAACCAGGGCAAGGAUCCCAGCCAGAGCCACCAGGAGGACCCCGCCCACCAGCCAGCCCACCAGGACUAGUCCACUGUACAGUAGGGGUGGCUCAAUAGGUGGGAGGGAUUCUCUCAUCCUUUGUCCUAACCGUCUUGGAACGACAAUUUAAAGUUGGCUCUGACCCUCCCCAUUUGAAAUGGUGCACACUCUGACCGUCUCGUCCUUAACCAAUGUCUUGUAUUGUGGCAAAGGAGCACCUUUGAGGGAAAGUAGCUGGGUUGUUCUUCCAAGACUGUUAUAUUUUCUCCUCCUCCCUUGUACAUUGAAACCUCCCCUCUAUCAGCAAAUGUUGUUAGGGGUUCUCCCAGUCUAUCGUCAUGGAGACCAUCAGUAUGGUCAUGUAGGAUAGAUCACCAUAGGUUUCCAUGGUAACUCACCAUGGAGACCAUCACUAUGGUAACAUAGGGUAGGGUGUUAUGUGCAUUCCAGAUGACUAUCACUAAACAGCAAGAACAGGAUAUCUGACUUGAAUCAUUGUUUCUUUUCUUGAACAGUACAAUCAUACUUCAGUGGUCAUUUUGAUAACAACUCUUUUGAAAUGAAAAUGUGGUGUACGUUUGCCUCCUCAUUUUCAGUUUUGUUUAUUUGAGAAGCAGUUCCACCUUGAGUGUUUGUCCAUAUAGAUUUAAGCUUACCAAAUAUAUGGAUGAUAAUUUCAAUAUAUUUAUAAGUAUAUCAUUUUAUUAAUCAGUAGCUAAGCUUUUGAAUAUGUGUUUUUAUUGUCAAUAUACAUGAAAGUAAAGGUAUGUGGCAUAUUUACUUUUAUGCAAUUUCUUGUUGAGGUUUCUGUGGAAAUGUACGAUGUAAAAUGCAGCGACAGGACCAUUUGAAUCACAAAUCUAGCUAGUUUCUUAAGUGACAUACAAUGUAUAUGUUAUCCAACCAGACAAGUGUCAUCUGUAGUACACUGUACAGCACAGGACACUGUACAGCACAGGACAGUACAUGUGCUUGAUACAGGUCUCAACCCCAUUCAACCUGUAAAAAUGAACUGAAAAUAAGUUCACCUAGAGUUAUAGCAUAAUGUUUUAUUAUUUGUUGUCUCAUUGUUAACCACUGAUAACCAUCAACAUGCUAAGUAAGUGCAACUCUACAUGUAUAAUUUUUCAUCCAACAUGCUAAGGUUAAGUAUAACCAGUUUAGUCUAUGCUCAAGGUCAGAGAUUUAACCAAAAGGUCAUUCAGUGCAAACAGACUGUAUGUUACAGCAAGGUCAGAGGUCAAACAAUGUGUGCAUUUUACUAUUGUUUAUCAGUUCUGUACCAUUCCAUUGCCUUGUACAGGGUAUUUUAUUAGGUAUGUUUGAGAGUGCUUUAUAGAUUAGUCAUUAUUUAAACAUUAGCAUGAUGAUAGUGCAUUAUAUACUCCUUAUAUCGUAAGAAGUUUUGUGUAUGUACAAAAAAUGACAUAUCAGGACCCAGUAUUGUGUUAUUUAGGUUUCCUGUAUUCCUGUCUUGUGUUUACACAAAGGAAGAUCAAGGAUGUCAUAGGUUCACUACAUGACCAGUCCUCAUUAGAACUUUGGUUUGGGGGGGGGAGGGGGGAAAGAGCGCUCACGCCACCAUGCACCAAGAUUCUGCAAGGCCCCUCUCUUGUUGCCCCAUCCCCUUAAUCAGUAUGUGUACAGAUGCUAGUAAACAACAUGUUUAUCUAAAGAUACUAGUAGUGUCUGUUUUUAUGGAUUGGUUACAAACAAUCUUUGCCAUCUGCCUGUUACAAUGUACAUUUAGUACAUGGUUAUACAAGAACAUCAUUCAGUCCACGGGGGCAGAAGUAAGGUUGUUAGGGAUUAUGUUCCAAAUUUGACAAUAGUUGUCUUAAUAGUUAUAUUACAUGGCAGUGCCAAACAACUCGCAUAUAUCAUGUGUAUGAAGCUUGGUCCUGGACAUUUUAUAUUAGCUAAAGGCAAAAUUUGACAAGUUGUCACCAGCCUGGAACUGGAUGUGAUGCUGAUCAUUUGUAAAGACUUGCCAACAUUAAUUAGUAUUACAGUUCAUUUCAUAUUCAACCGUGCAACAGACAUACAUGUAAACACAUGCUAUUACGAGUUUUUGCAGAAAUGGCACUGGGGUGAGUAUUAACAAAAUACUCAAUCACGGAAUUUUUUCAGUCUUGGUGGAGUUUGUUAGCUUUAUGUAUCCCUACAAACUUGAAUUUUGUAACAGCUUUGUAAACUUAAAGACUGGAGGUCAAUAGCAGCAUUCUAACAAUUGCUACCAACUGUCUGCCUAAAACCUGCUGUUGCAAGAAAACUAGUCAACCUAUCAGAUUAAUUUCUGAGAAGUUAUAAACCAACCAAUGUGAUUGAUUCUGAUCAGCUUGAUACUCCCAAUUCCACAGCCCCUCCAAAACUUAGAAAUUCAAAACAAAAGCUCAGAAAUGCAAACGUGAUGCUGCCACACUCUUAUUGGUUAAGCUCAUUUUGAUUGGUCUUUUUGCACUUUUCAAACAUUUAGUUUUGUCACUCAUGGCUUAUUUUCAUGGAACAGCUAUUCUGUAAUUGUAUGUUUUGGCCAACUUAUUAGGGAGAAGUAGACCAUUAAAGGAUCAAUGUACUUGUGCAUUGAUGUUAAUGUUUUCACCAAGACUGUUUCAAACUGUGAAACCAAAAUGUAAAUAGAAGCAUGUUGCCAUGGCAACCAUACUGAGAUGCCAUUCAGUAGGGUGACUUCACAUGAGGGAACGGCCCCCAGGGUGGUUGGUUGGUUGAACACAGAAGAGUCAGACCUGUAGGUUUGCAGGUGCUUAGUUCAUGAUUAAGGUGUGUACAUUACAAAUUUAUUUGCCAACUUCCACGGUUUAACCAACCAUCCAUCCAACAUGGCCGGGCAGUACUUGUGUCGUAGUCACCCUACACCCUUGUACAGUAUCAGUGGCGGGGUUGACUGCAAAGAUUCAUAACGUGGGUGCCAAAACUGAAGUUAGGAUUGAUGAACGAUUAAAACAUGAAUUAGAUAAAAAGACCAGUUAACAAAUACCAUCACUGACUUGAAAAGGAAUUAAUUUUGUGCAGUAUCUGGCAUGAUUAAAUUUUUAAGUCAAGCUAAUUGUUAAUGCACAUAAAGUCGAAGUCUAGAUUUUAGAAUGUUUUUUGCCUUCACCUUAUGAAUACCUUUGCGGUCUUCCCCAAAUGUAAACAUAUGUAUGUUGUAGGCUUGUCCAUAGCUAGACUAGGAGCCGUCACUGAGGUCAACGUUUGGGUCUCUGAUUGUUGAAAAACAAAAAAGGAUACCCACAGUCUGAAAGUUUAAAAUAUUGUUAAGGAAGGAAAAAAUGUAAUAUUCUGACGCUGUUAAGAGACAAACUUGGUAAAGGUACUCAUGUCUAAAAUUAUUGUUAUAACCUGAAAUAUCGUAACUAAAGGAAAUUUGUAGGAGAGAUGUUGGGUUGCACCUUCCUUUCAAUGCCAAGUGUUUGGUCACAGUUUGGAGAAAUCAGCAAAAUAUAUGACGUACAAAAACAUGCUACAAGUAUGUCCACUCUUUAGUAUCAUUGCAACAAGACUGAAGACUUUGACCUGCCAGUGGGGUUCAUGAUACAAGUAGUUUUGUACGGUUGGACUUUGUAUAUGUGAAUAUGUAUUUUGUGGUUGAAUGACCAGUAUUUUCUCUAUUUGGCCAUACUGGCCUUUUUUUGCUUCAUGAAAAAACAUCCAAUAAAAAGCAUGAUUCCAAA
Branchiostoma belcheri (Belcher's lancelet) is the source of this 5141-nucleotide messenger RNA. RefSeq names its product LIM domain-binding protein 2-like. Gene Ontology annotation, cellular component: nucleus; transcription regulator complex. Gene Ontology annotation, molecular function: LIM domain binding. Gene Ontology annotation, biological process: nervous system development; positive regulation of transcription by RNA polymerase II; negative regulation of transcription by RNA polymerase II. NCBI's taxonomy places the organism in Eukaryota, Metazoa, Chordata, Leptocardii, Amphioxiformes, Branchiostomatidae. The record is from RefSeq and is a predicted model, not a curated record.